AGCAGCUGCAUUACAAUAAUUAAAGCAUAUAUAUAUACAUAUAUAAUCUCUCUCUGUCUCUCUCAUUAAUUUCCAUGGCAAUCCCAGUGAUUGAUUUCUCGAAGCUUGGGGGCGAGGAGAGGUCCAAGACAUUGGCAGAGAUAGCUCAAGGCUGUGAAGAAUGGGGAUUCUUUCAGCUGGUGAACCAUGGGAUUGGAGAGGAGCUUCUGGACAGGGUGAAGAAGGUUGCUUCGGAGUGCUUCAAGCAGGAAAGAGAAGAAGGCUUCAAGAACUCAGCGCCAGUUAAGAUGUUAAAUGAUUUUGUGGAGAAGAAGAAGCAGAAGCAGAAGCAGGAGCUGAAUACAACUGUUGAGGAUGAUGAUGAUGAGAAGCUGGAGAGUGUCGACUGGGAGGAUGUUUUCCUCCUCUCCGAUGAUAACCACUGGCCAUCAAACACUCCGGGAUUCAAGGAAACAAUGGCGGAAUACAGAUCGGAGCUGAAGAAGCUGGCGGAGAAGGUGAUGGAAGUGAUGGACGAGAACCUAGGCUUGCCUAAAGGGUACAUCAAGAAGGCCUUCAAUGGCGAAGAAGAAGAAAAAGAAGAAGAAGAAGAAGGAAAAGCCUUCUUUGGCACCAAGGUGAGCCACUACCCGCCGUGCCCUCACCCGGAGAUGGUGAACGGAAUCCGGGCUCACACCGACGCCGGCGGCGUCAUCCUGCUCUUCCAAGACGACAAGGUCGGUGGCCUGCAAAUCCUCAAAGGCGGCCAAUGGAUCGACGUCCAGCCGCUGCCCAACGCCAUCGUCAUCAACACGGGCGACCAGAUCGAGGUCCUGAGCAACGGCCGGUACAAAAGCGUUUGGCACCGGGUUCUGGUCAACCGGGAAGGGACCCGGCGAUCCAUCGCUUCCUUCUACAAUCCGUCGCUCCAUGCCACCAUUGCUCCGGCGCCGGAACUGGUGGCGAAGAUGAACCAGGCGACGGAGACGGAGGCCGGCGGAGAAGGCUACCCUAAGUUUGUGUUUGGCGAUUACAUGUCGGUUUAUGCGCAGCAGAAGUUUCUUCCCAAGGAGCCAAGGUUCCAUGCCGUGAAGGCCAUGUGAUCUCCCCUAAGGCUUAUCGUUCUCCUAAGGCCAGACAGGGUCUUUCUGGUUUUUUUUUUUUUUAAAUAAUAUGAUUGCUGCUUAAACUUGUUGAGAUUCGGUUAAUUUGUAAUAUAAUCUGUAUUUGCAACAUUUCUUGAAUGCAAAAGGAAGAGAUGUGCAUUUUCA
Messenger RNA from Diospyros lotus (date-plum), 1250 nucleotides. RefSeq names its product 1-aminocyclopropane-1-carboxylate oxidase 5. Lineage: Eukaryota; Viridiplantae; Streptophyta; Magnoliopsida; Ericales; Ebenaceae. The transcript has 3 exons. The record is from RefSeq and is a predicted model, not a curated record. The coding region runs from base 75 to 1082 and encodes 335 amino acids.